AUGACCGGUGGCCGGUUACGUAGAGAUGCGAGUGGCCCCGUCCUCUUUCAGCCCACAGCUUCAGCUUUUUCCCCCUCUUUUCCUUUUGGUGUUUCCGGGAACGCGCAGUAUUUUGGGGCGUCACGACUCACGUCUUCCUCAUUUUCCUCCACUUCUAUCAGCCACAGUCUGACAUCAAACACCCAUCUUGCAAUUCUUUUUCUUCUCCUUCUGCAUCAUUUCUCUGACAAACCAUGGUCUCUUUCUAUCUUUUCUCCUUCCUUGGCUUCCCUCUCCUUCAACUCUGGCGUCACUUCCACCACCUAUCGUCCAGGAAGUUCCGUGUUUGGAGGGCUAAGACUCGUGAACGAGGUUCAGUUGCAGAUGGCGGCAACCACAGCAUUACCUCUUGCUGGCGAUUUUGCGACUAAAAUCUCUUGCCCCACUGUGCAGGCUCAACCAGAAACUCUGCAAAUUGUCCAAAGCACCAUUGCAAAGCAACUUUCUGUUGACGAAAGCAUUGUGACUUUCAAGAUUAUAUUUGCGGAUCUGGGUUGAAAUUAUGCUGGCUUUGGAAGAGAGGUUUGGGAUUUCCAUGGGAGGAGGAGGAGCUGAGAACAUCUCCACCGUUCAAGAUGCUGCAGAUCUGACUGAGAAGGUGAAGGCUCAAUCCUGAAACCAGACAUACUGAUUCCGUCAUAGAUUGAAGAAUCAUUCUUCGUUCCUAUCAGAUUUUUUUUUUUUAAAUGAAAAACUGAAUAUCUAA
Prosopis cineraria is the source of this 745-nucleotide messenger RNA. RefSeq lists its product as uncharacterized. The transcript is spliced from 5 exons. The record is from RefSeq and is a predicted model, not a curated record. Bases 1 to 537 code for a protein of 178 amino acids. Lineage: Eukaryota; Viridiplantae; Streptophyta; Magnoliopsida; Fabales; Fabaceae.